This is a messenger RNA of Dufourea novaeangliae, 1704 nucleotides long. RefSeq names its product protein dachsous-like. Bases 1 to 1704 code for a protein of 567 amino acids. The record is from RefSeq and is a predicted model, not a curated record. Gene Ontology annotation, cellular component: plasma membrane. Gene Ontology annotation, biological process: homophilic cell-cell adhesion. NCBI's taxonomy places the organism in Eukaryota, Metazoa, Arthropoda, Insecta, Hymenoptera, Halictidae. The transcript has a single exon. Gene Ontology annotation, molecular function: calcium ion binding.
AUGCGGCACCUGCUACUGUUCCUCGUCCUGGGAGCGAGCCUCGCUCCGGGCACGUGGUCCGAACUCGUCAGAUAUUUAGAGGUCUCGGAGAACGCGAGACCAGGCACCAGGGUGGGUUUUAUCGACGCCGACAGUCCACCUUAUUUGAUUGUGUCUGUUUCGGGGUCCGCGGUCGACACGGAUUUGAACGUGGAUUAUGCGACGGGAGAAAUUCGAACCAAAGUGCCAUUAGACCGUGAAACGAGGCCGUCUUACAGCUUGGUCGCCCUGCCGCAGAACAUUCAGGUAGUCGUGAAGGUGCUCGACGAGAACGAUAACGCGCCAACGUUCCCGGUGGGCCGCGUGGACGUCGAGUUCCCGGAAAAUUCGCCGCGCGACGCGAAAAGAGCUCUGCCGCCCGCCAAGGAUCCCGAUCUCGGUCAGUACUCGACGCAGAGGUACGAGAUCGUAUCUGGUAAUCACGGCGAAGCGUUCAGGCUUUCCCAGCAUCGCGGCCGGGACGGCGUUCUUUACUUGGAUCUACAAAAUUCCGGUUCUCUGGAUCGUGAAGCUCGUUCACAGUACCACUUGGUAAUAGAGGCGCUGGACGGGGGCGCUCCACCUCUUCGCUCGAGGCUCCACGUGAACGUGACGGUACAGGAUGUCAACGACAAUCCGCCGAUCUUCAACCAGACCAGGUACGUCGCGAGUAUCCCGGAGAACGCGACCGUCGGAACGCCGGUGUUGGCGGUGAACGCGACGGACAGCGACGCGGGCGACAACGGACGCAUAGAGUAUUCCAUCAACCGACGACAGUCUGACCGCGAGGAGAUGUUUCGCAUCGAUCCGGAGACCGGUAUGGUGUACGUGAACAAGGCGCUGGACUUCGAGUCGAAGGAACGUCACGAGUUGGUGGUCGUCGCGAGGGACUGUGGAGCGCAGCCUCUCGAGGCGAGUGCCUUUCUUUCUGUGCGCGUUACCGAUGUUAACGACAAUCAACCCACGAUCACGGUGAUCUUCUUAUCGGACGAUGCGACGCCGAAGAUCAGCGAAAGCGCUCAGCCGGGAGAGUUCGUGGCCAGGAUAUCGGUCAGCGAUCCGGACUCGAGGACCGAGUAUUCGAACGCGACGGUCACGUUGACCGGCGGUGAAGGACACUUUGGUCUGGCCACUAGAGACAACAUCAUAUACUUGGUCGUGGUCGAAAGACCGCUCGAUCGCGAAGAGAAACCCGUAUACGAUCUGUCGGUCGAGGCGACCGACGCUGGUACACCGCCAUUGAGAGCCGUUCGAACCUUUCGGCUUCUCGUCACCGACGUGAACGAUAACGCCCCGAAAUUUGCUCAAGAAAGGUACGAAGCUCACCUGUUGGAAGCCUCAGAGCCUGGCACGCCGGUCCUCAAGGUGACGGCCACGGAUCUCGACGAAGGCGUCAAUUCCGCAAUAAAAUACUCUCUACUAAACUCCACGUGGUUCACGAUCGACGAGGCAUCCGGUUUGAUAACCACGAUAACUCAUGUGGACUGCGAGGCUGAUCCCGCGCCGAUUUUGGUGGUGAUCGCAACGGACUCUGGUCGACCGCCUCUAAGCAGUAGUGCAACAGUACGUGUGACAGUUCACGACCUCAACGACAACGAACCCAUUUUCGAGAAGCCCCUGUACAAUGCUACCGUUCCGGAGGACAUGCCUGUUGGACGCUGCUUUCUCAAGGUAGGUAAAAUUUAA